AUUCCAGUGUUGCGUUACAUCCUGUUAUUACGUCACAAUCUAUUGUUUUAUCAAUUGUUUAAAAUAUGUCGUUAGCUGAUGAACUUUUAGCUGAUCUUGAAGGAGCUGAAACAUCUGAAGAAUUAAUAACUGACUCAAAUUUACAUGAACUAGAGGAUGUUACUAUGUUAAGUGUAACCAAAUCAGACGAUUUUCAGUCCAAUGGAUCAGCUUCAGGAUUUAAAAAUAUAUUUAAAACUGCUUCUUCUUUUGCUGAUGCUCCGAUAACGGCUUAUGCCAAGUUAAGAAAUAGUGAUAGAUUAACCAAUGUUAUGGCGGAUCUUGAUCGUUUUGCUAAACAAAAGAAACGUGAUCGAAUUCAUGGCCCUGUUGAAGCUGAUCCAGAAUAUCAAUGUAUUGUCGAAGCUAAUAAUCUUAUGGUAGAAAUUGACAAUGAAAUUAAUAUUAUUCAUAAAUAUGUUAGAGAUCUGUAUUCAAUGCGAUUCCCUGAACUGGAAUCUCUCGUACCAGGUCUUUUGGAUUAUUUGAAAAUUGUACUGGUUUUAGGAAAUGAUAUACUUGAACGUUCCAAACAAACAGAUCUACUUGCUUCCUUUCUAACUCCAGCGACAAUUAUGGUUGUAUCAGUCACUGCAUCAACCACUCAAGGGUCAUCUUUAACAUCAGAUCAAUUAUCACGUAUUGUUGAAGCAUGUACUAUGGCAAUUGAAUUACAAGAAAUGCGUGUUACAAUGUUAGCUUAUGUAGAAUCACGUAUGUCAUUUAUCGCUGCAAAUACUAGCAUUCUAGUAGGUGCAUCAACAGCAGCGAAAUUAAUGGGUCAUGCUGGUGGUCUAACUGCACUUACUAAAAUGCCAUCGUGUAAUAUACUCGUGCUGGGUGCACAAAAGCGUCUAUUGUCCGGAUUUAGUAAUACAUCAGUUCUACCACACACAGGAUACAUUUUCAAUUCAGAAAUCGUGCAAAAGUUACCUCCAGAUUUACGGCUUAAAGCUGCUCGAUUGAUAGCGAAUAAAGUGGCGUUAGCAGCACGAGUAGAUUUAUUUCAUGAAUCUCCUGAUGGACAUAUUGGUGAAAAGCUUUUAUUAGAAAUUGAACGAAAAUUUGAUAAAUGGCAAGAACCACCUCCAGUAAAAACAAUUAAAGCUUUACCAGCUCCAAUCGAUCCACCUGCUAAAAAACGAGGUGGUCGACGUUAUCGAAAAAUGAAGGAGCGUUUAGGUAUGAGUGAAUUAAGACGAUCAGCAAAUCGAAUACAAUUUGGUGAAAUCACUGAUGAUGCUUAUCAAAGUGAUUUAGGCUUUUCAUUAGGUUCACUUGGUCAACGUGGUAUAGCAGGACGUUUACGUGCUCCUCAAGCUGAUUCAAAAACAAAAGCUCGUGUAAGCAAAGCAUUACAACAGAAAUUAUCUAAAUUUGGUGGUAUGUCCACUAUGCCUACUACUGCAUUGGGUGCUGCAAGUUGGGGUGGGAAUUCUACUGUUCGUAAACAUGUUGCUGGUACUUCAUCAUCGAUUGCAUUCACUCCAUUACAGGGUCUUGAAAUUGUCAAUCCACAAGCUGCAGAAAAACCAAUGGAAGUUGGCAAUAAAUAUUUCAGUAGUACUUGUGGUUUUACAAAAAUUCAACCGAAAAUGAAAAAUGGAGUGUAAAAGUAGAUGGAUAUAUAAAAAAACAACAACAAAGAAAGAACAGUUGAUUCCCAAUAUGUAAAUUUAAAAAAAAAAUGGUAAUUAAUAUACAUGUUUCAUCUUUCAUAAUCUGAUGGCAUUGUACAUGUAUUUACCACUAUAGAAAAAUUGUAUAUUAUGACUCAUGUAAUAUAAAAGUACAUACAUAAAAGUCUUUCAGUAAUUGACUUUUAUUUCAAUCCUAUUAAGUGAAUUGUCGAAAAUAAGAACAACUAUUCAUAAUCUGUGGGACAAGGUAAUGUGUAUUAAUAUUUGUGCAAACUGGGAUCCGUGAGACGAUAGCAACCGAUGAUUAGAGACCUUGAAUGACAUAGAUCAAAAUCGUUUGCAAUGGCGUAGGUGCAUCCACAAUCUGUGUUCUCUCAAACUCUAAUCUUCUGAAUUCUUCAUGUCCUUCAUUUUCUUUCCAGAUCUAUUCCACUGCAUUGUACUCCUUGACUAACAUCAUCAAACCCUUAUGUUCCCUAUUACUACUUAUACUUUCACUACCUCUACCACUACGGGCUUUGAAUCGAUAACUGCAUCUCUGUGCUAAUGUGGUAUGGCAACUUGAACUGAUGUACGUAUGUACGAAGUUCUACGUUGUUGCUGACUGAAUUUUGUGCAGACGUUUGCUAACCAUUUCCAUUUUGAUGCCGCAUCGCUGUAGGCGCUGAUUGUCUAAGAAAAACACUUGAUUGCUGUUAUACCCCUAGUACAGUCGGUAGUAGAACCUCACUAUCAGACCAUAAAUUUUCAGUUGACUUGCCUAGGAUGUUAAUACUCAAAGAAACAAUACAUUUCGAUUAAGACAUCACUAUAAACCAAACUGAUUACCUUAUCAAAGUAGCAGCCAAGGUUAUUUAACUUAAUAAAAUAAAUAAAUUGCAUUGUUAAUUCAUUCAAAGUCAUCAUUCACUAUACAUGUGUUUAACUAUUCGAUAUAAUUACUUACUUACGCCUUUUACUCCCAAUGGAGCAUAGGCUGCCGAUCAGCACUCUCCAACCCACUCUAUCCUGGGCAUUCUUUUCUAGUUACAUCCAAUUCUUGUUCAUUUUUCUCAUGUCUAGCUCCAUUUCUCGGUGUAAUGUGUUCAGUGGUCCUUCUGUCCUCCUUCGGCCUUCAGGAUUCCAUGUGAGGGCUUGUCUUGUGACGCAGUUCGGUGCUUUCCUCAAUGUGUGUCGUAUUCACUUCCAGCGUUUCUUCCUGAUUUCUUUAUCCACUGGGAUCUGAUUUGCUCUCUCCCACAGUAGGUUGUUGCUAAUAGUGUUUGACCAACGGAUUCGAAGUAUUUUGCGUAGACAACUGUUAAUAAACACCUGUAUCUUCUGGAUGAUGGCUUUUGUGGUUUUUCAGGUUUCGGCACCGUACAGUAGAACUGUCUUGACAUUUGUAUUGAAAAUUCUGACUUUGGUGUUGGUUGCUAAUUGUUUUGAGUUCCAGAUGUUCUUCAGUUGUAAAUAUGCUGCUCUUGCUUUGCCGAUCCGUGACUUCACAUCUGCAUCAGAUCCACCGUGUUCAUCGAUGAUACUGCCCAAAUAUGUAAAGGUGUUUACAUCUUCCAAAGCGUCUCCGUCAAUUGUGAUUGCAUUAAUGCAUGCUGUGUUGUAUCGGAGAAUGUUGCUUUUCUCUUUGUGUAUAUUGAGACUUACUACUGCUCAAGCUGUUGCUACACUGGUCGUCUUCUCCUGCAUUUGUUGUUGCGAUUGCCAUAAAAGAGUCAGAUCAUCUGCGAAGUCUAGAUCAUCCAACUUCAUCCUAGCUGUCCAUUGUAUCAUGAACCUAUCGAUCACCAGGAGAAAGAGAAAGGGUGAAGACACUUCAUCAAUGAUGCUGCUCAAAUAUGUAAAGGUUUUUACGUCUUCCAGAUCUCCGCCUGGAGCCCCUCAGGGGGCUACUGCCGGUCGCAAACACGGAUAAAGGAGGAGGAUUAGGCAUGGGGUUAGCAACCCCAUCCCGUAGAAAACUAACUCGUCAAAAAAAAACGCUAACCAGAAAAAAUUAUUCGAUAUACAGUAUACCAUAUAUAUAUAUAUAUAUGCCUGAUCCUACGUUGCAACUGACUAACUGAUACAGUAAAUCGGUGUAAAACUUUUAUUUCGCUUCAUUAUCUUUUUUUUUUAAUUUAACGAAGAGUAC
Molecule: messenger RNA, 3810 nt
Organism: Schistosoma spindalis
Lineage: Eukaryota; Metazoa; Platyhelminthes; Trematoda; Strigeidida; Schistosomatidae
Source: the annotation of a GenBank genome assembly